Messenger RNA from Westerdykella ornata, 6095 nucleotides. RefSeq lists its product as uncharacterized. Gene Ontology annotation, cellular component: cytoplasm; nucleus. NCBI's taxonomy places the organism in Eukaryota, Fungi, Ascomycota, Dothideomycetes, Pleosporales, Sporormiaceae. Gene Ontology annotation, biological process: peptidyl-serine phosphorylation; phosphorelay signal transduction system. The record is from RefSeq and is a predicted model, not a curated record. Gene Ontology annotation, molecular function: protein serine/threonine kinase activity; ATP binding. The transcript has 2 exons. The coding region runs from base 227 to 5998 and encodes 1923 amino acids.
UUCGCCGCGCAAUGGUGCUUCGGUAGCCCAGGCCUCCACCCUCCCUUUGGCCUGCGCCUGCAACUGCACCGAGCACCCGCAUUCCCAUCCCGAUUCCCCUUGACCCUCAUCAUGGUCCCUGGGACGCCUUUGAUAUAGCACUCCCGCCUUGGUCCCAGGUGGACUGCCAUCCCCGCCAGCGAGCGCCCGUUUACCCUGCCCAAGGAACCCGCUUCGAACGCAUCUCAUGGCCGACGAUACAAAGCCCGAGACGCUGGCCCCUCCGGCUGUGACCGCGCUGCGGGACGAGGCCGCCGGCUUCCUCCCCUCACGCGUGCCCAUGGAGCGGUCCGUCAGUCAGGAUAUUCGAGAGGAGCGCGAGGACCUCAAGGAAGCUGCCGAACAUAGCAUGGCUGUCAUCAUGGAGCUCGGUCUCGACGGCAAGAUACGCCAUGUGAGCGACUCCUGGGAGCAUGUCAUCGGCACCCCCGUCAGCGACGUCGUGGGCAAGCCUGUGGCCGACCUCCUCGUCGGCAACAGUACCCUGUUCGCCGAUGCUUUGGAAUUGAUCAAGAAGGACGAUUCGAGAAGUCAAAUCAUUCGCUUUUCUAUGCCCUUGGGCCCAUUGUCGUCGCUCCGACGUAGACGCCCAAGACGCACAGAAGGAGAAUCCGAAUCAACCCCACAAUCGCCGCAGACACCCUUGCCGCCCGAGUUCGAAGAAGACCGUAUAGUCAACCUUGAGGCUCAAGGAAUCCUGUGUUACGACCGAGCAACUGGCGCAGAGAGCCAUACCAUGUGGAUGAUAAGACCAUCGGUAAUCCGCGAAGUGACCAUUGACCUUCCACCGGUUCUCGUUGAAUCCCUUGGGGUGGGUGCCGAGAUGCUGGCUCAGUAUCUAACCAGCCUGGCUGAGCAGGGAGCCAACGAUCCCGGCAACCAUCCCCCUCCCCUACCCGUUCUUUGUAGGAUUUGUGAGCGCCAGAUCACUCCUUGGUGGUUCGAGAAGCACACAGAGCUAUGCCUGCAGGAGCAUCGCACUGAGAUGGAAGUCCAGAUGGCGCACGAGUCACUGAUUGAGCAUCGCAAUGCCAUAGUCAAGGUUCUAGAUGCAUUAGAUACACAAGGGAGGCAGCCGCGAGCCACGUCCGGAGAGCUACCCUCACCACCUCUCGCUGCAGAAUACAAAGGCUUUCCACUGCAAACUACCUCUGCAUCUUCGUCAGGGACUCCAUCCGGAAGAAACUCGCCAGCUUCACCGCCUUCCAGAUCCCGCGAGCGUUCGAGCGGCUUUGGCCAUCAUCGUGCUCGCUCCUUCGCUGUGAGAAGACCUCUUGCUCGCAUCAUCGAACUCGUCCUCGACCUUUGCGAUACUGCCAUCGAGAUCAGCACGCCCGCCAUCAAGGAAAACGCUCGAGCUCAAUCAGCAUCCGAAAUACGAACCCAGUCUCCCCAGUCGGAAAGCCGUAUAUCGCAGGUGUUACAGUGGCAGUCGCCCAGCGCUAGCUCUACAGACUAUGGAGAGGGAUUUCCACUCCUCUGUGACGAUACCACCAGGUUGGCAAGGGCCAAGGUCGAUGCCGUCAUCCGCCACAGGCGGAUUCUCGAAUACUCUGAGCGCAUCCGUCAAGAGUUCGACAUUUUGGUACAGGAAUGCAUCGAGGCCGCCAUGGAAAAGGCCGCGCGCAUUGCGGCAGGGGAGGACAGCUCAAGUGACGACGAUCAGCAGCCAGCAGAAGUGGCGGCCCCUAUGGAGCCAAAUGAUACUAACCCCGCCGACGAAGGUAUUUUCCCAGGCUCCUUUGAAGGCCCAUCAGCCAUGGCACAGGCUCUGAGACUGGCUUCGGAAAGCUCGCUCCCUGCUCGCCUCACGAGAAGAGAGUCAUCCGUAGCGGGCUCCACGAGAUCCAGCAGUCCCUUGGGAGGUGCCCAAACUCCGCGCUCACAUGUUGGCCCCAUCAAUAUCGUGCAGAGCAAACGCCAGUCGAUGCACUUCGAGAGCGAUGCUGGCGCAGAGAGUGACACGAGUUUACGCUCAUCUUCCGUCAUGUCGGGGACGCGGCGAGCAGAUUCGCCCUCAUCAGAACUCGGUCUGGGCCGAGUUGCUAGCUCGCGAGAACGGAAGCGGAAGAGUCUGGUACUUCCAAGCGUCAUGUCCAGCCGUCAGCACUCUCCCGCCCGCUCCAUCGUCCAACCUUCGUCGCCGUUGCGAAUGAACAAGCCUCGCAUUCCCAUUGGGGCAGACGGUCUUCAAUCCCCCAUCACCUCCCCCACCCUUGGCACAAGCGAGUUCUCCUCCCCCGCCAUGUCUCUAAUCUAUCAUCAUCGGCAGUCCUCGACCGGCGGCUCCGAUCCUGUCAAACCCGUGUCACCCCGUUUGCUGCCGGUCAGUGCGCCACAGCCGCGGGCGGUACCGCCUUCUAUCAAGGACUUCGAGAUUAUCAAACCCAUCAGUAAAGGUGCCUUUGGAAGCGUCUACUUGGCGAAGAAGAAGUCCACUGGAGAGUAUUAUGCCAUUAAAGUACUGAAGAAGGCCGACAUGGUGGCGAAGAAUCAAGUCACCAACGUCAAAGCCGAAAGAGCCAUCAUGAUGUGGCAAGGCGAGAGCGACUUCGUUGCGAAGCUGUAUUGGACCUUCUCAAGCAAGGACUACCUCUACCUUGUCAUGGAAUACCUCAACGGCGGUGAUUGUGCUUCGUUGAUCAAGGUCCUGGGCGGGCUGCCUGAGGACUGGGCCAAGAAGUACCUGGGAGAGGUGGUGCUUGGUGUUGAGGACUUGCAUAGCCGUGGCAUUGUCCACCGUGACCUCAAACCAGACAAUCUCCUCAUCGACCAGAAAGGCCACUUGAAGCUCACCGACUUUGGUCUCUCACGUAUGGGAAUGAUAGGAAGACAGAAGCGUGCACUCAACAGCAAACCCGACGAGCCAGUUCCUGACCUCCUGAAAUCAGGCCCCUUUCAUCGCGCAACCUCAAUGGCGUCUUCUCGCUCCACUUCGUUUGAUAUCAACCAGUCCCCGUUGCAGACGCCUAGUAUGACCCCUGCCCUUACAGGCGAGCUGGGACAGCCGUCGUACUUCAGUCUUAGUCGAGAGACUUCCCAAGUCCGAGACCCCUCCCGGAGGACUUCAGCCAACCGUAGCGACAGUGGCGAUAGCGAUGCAUUGCAAGCAAUAUACCGUCGUUGCUCCAUCAUUGACGACCAACUCGUGCCCGCGCGCGCUCCUAUUGAAGAAGAGUCCUACAGCGAUGACGCGUCCCCUGAUCUCUACCCUCUGGCCCCUACGAUCAGUCAGUCAAGCUUUGCGCAGAAUAGCACGCCUGCGCUUUCGUCCUCCAUGCCGCCGCCGCCAAUGGCCUUGUUUGACCCAGACGACAGCAACCGCAGGUUUGUGGGUACCCCCGACUAUCUUGCACCGGAAACGAUAAGCGGCAGCGGGCAGGAUGAGGUUUCCGACUGGUGGUCUUUAGGUUGUAUCUUAUUCGAGUGCCUUUUUGGUUACCCGCCAUUCCAUGCGGACAAUCCUGAUGAGGUUUUCCAAAACAUCCUCUCCCGCAAAAUCGACUGGCCCGAACCGGAUGCAAUCGAAGUCUCGGAAGAGGCCAUUGAUCUAAUCAAUCGGCUUUUAUGCAGUGAUCCCGCGAAACGCUUAGGCGCAAAUGCGGAGGAGAAGUUUGCCAGUGGUGGCGAAGAGAUCAGAAACCAUCCCUGGUUUGCUGACAUAAACUGGGCCACCCUUCGGGAGGACGAGGCGUCCUUCGUCCCAGCGCCUGAGAACCCAGAGGAUACAGAAUACUUUGACUCACGGGGUGCAGCUAUGCAGAAUUUCACUGAAUUCGAGGACCAAGGCACAUCGCCGGCAGGAACUCCAAGCGCAGACUAUCCCGAUCGCCCACAUGACGCGCUUUCGCGUGUUCGCUCUCAAAUCACUGUUAGCACCAUGAAGCGAGGGCUGAUACCGCUACAUAUACCUGCGCACGUUCGUGAAGGUAGGUCGCGGAGGUUGAGCGAGCCAGUUGCUACCGACGACUUCGGCAACUUCAGCUACAAGAACCUGCCUGUGCUCGAAAAGGCCAACAAAGACGUCAUACAAAAACUGAGGGCGGAAGCAAUGCAAUCUCAUAAGGCGUCCGGGUCUACUUUGCAGUCGCCCAGCGUAACCUCACCCUCACCCUCGUUGGAAUCCAGCCCAAUGCCGGUGUCGUUCAAGCGAAGUCUUACGACAACCAAGGCACCAGGUCGACCCUCCUCUCCUUCUGUUAGCGGCCCCAAUUCCUCUCCAAGUCGAGGCUCACAGCCUUCCUCACCCCUGCUGGUUCAAUUCAGCACCGGGCAACAUCAUGAAAGACGUAAAACGUCCAGCAGCGGGUCUACCUUGUCCCAGGCGACCAGCCAUCCGGCAAAUCUGCAGCCAAGCAGCAUCCUCGACGCGCCUCGAUUGGGAACGUCGAUCAGAUCUGGUUCAGACGCCGUGUCGCCGGUCAAAUCGGCCAAGACGACUUCGGCCAUAUCCACUUCUUCUGGUGAGAGGAGUGUGUCUGUCCAGCGGCAAGCGUCAGUCGGACACGCGAGCAUGCCGUCCUCGCGCGUCCGUUCGCAGACUGUGGGUUCCCAGGACGGCGACGUGCGCGAGCUUCCGAACCAUUACAAGCGUAGGAGUCAGGUGUUUGAUGUCUCACCGUCCUCGUCAGAUACUGAGGACUCCCGUGCCAAGGCGCUCCUUCGGGUCCAGCGGCGCCGGCAAAGCUCGCGUCGUCUGUCGCAGAUCAGCCUUGCCGACGGUCCCAUUUUCCGCCCUCUGGAUGUCCUUGUGUGCGAAGACCACCCCGUCUCCCGGCUGGUUAUGGAGAAGCUUCUUGAGAAGCUGCGAUGCCGCACAUUGACUGCCACAAACGGAUCCGAGGCCGUGAGGUACGCCAUGGGUGAAGUCAAGUUCGACAUCAUCAUGAUGGAGUUCAAACUGCCUCAAGUCAAUGGCGCGGAUGUGGCGCGCAUGAUACGUGACACGAAGAAUGCAAACUCGAACACGCCCAUUGUCGCAGUUACCGGCUACCUAAAGGAAUUGCAAGCACCGCAUCACUUUGACGCCCUCAUAGAAAAGCCUCCUACCAUUGCGAAGCUCACAGAUACCCUGGGCAAGCUGUGUCAAUGGAAGCCUGCUCCUCCCAACUGGACGCCCUCUCAAAGCCUCCUUCCAGCGAUCCCUUCUAGUCUUCGUCAGGAGUCUACUCAGGAGGAUAGUCCCACGUCAAACUCGUCCAGCGUUCCUCCCGUUCCUUCGGGCAGCUAUCGCGGUUCCAGCCGCGAGGACUCGGUCAGCUCCAGCUUCUUCGGAGACAACGAGUCGCGUGCGGGCGACGAGGGUCCUGUCAUCGUCUCCCGCCAUGAUUCAGAUGAUUGGCGCGAGCGCGACAUCAGCCAAGCUAUGAGUGGGUUGGGCAUUUCCGAAGAUGCAGUGGGCAAUGUCGAUCCGAAGAACGCGGGGAACAAACUUUCCGUGCCGCCUCACCUUCCACCUAUGGGCUCGUCUGCCCCCGCCGCGCUUGAGUUUGCGACGGUCCGAAAACAACGUUCCAGUGAGCUUGUUGGCGCCAAACGGCAAAUGCUGAAGACGCGGAAGCACGAGUCGGCCGAGUCUGGCGACGACGAGGAUGAUGAGCUGGGCAACGUCCACCACGAACGCAGCAGAAGUCCCAGAACGCGACCCAAGUCAUCUUCAAAGCUUGGUAUCGAGAUGAUGCGCACAAACAGCCGGGGCAGUGUCAUCUCCUUUGAUGAGCUCGUAGCGCAAGACACCAAGUUGGCGUCCUCUCCGCCUCCGUCCAUCACAGAGGAAAGGCAAUCUAGCAUUACACCUGACGUGGCUCCACCAAUUGCUCUGACACCGCCAGAGAUCUUCCCCAUGGCUCCUGGCGGAGACAUGCAGGAGGUUGAGUUGGAGACACCAAAAGCUGCAGCAAGACAGAGUGAGGAAGCAUUAGAAGCCUACCCCACGCCAAAGGCCCGCCCAAUUGCCUAAAGGGUUGAGGGUUGACCAUGUCAUCAGCCCCAUCCUGCCCAGAAUGUCCGUUUUCGAUAGAUAGCAAGUUGCAUACGUCUCCACUUUCCUUUUGUCG